Aspergillus welwitschiae is the source of this 2095-nucleotide messenger RNA. Its product is annotated as putative MFS transporter. Gene Ontology annotation, molecular function: transmembrane transporter activity. Bases 217 to 1971 code for a protein of 584 amino acids. The transcript has 2 exons. Gene Ontology annotation, biological process: transmembrane transport. Gene Ontology annotation, cellular component: membrane. Lineage: Eukaryota; Fungi; Ascomycota; Eurotiomycetes; Eurotiales; Aspergillaceae. The record is from RefSeq and is a predicted model, not a curated record.
GUGGCCAGUCACACUUGUCGCCGUCGCGUCGCCUCACUUUUGAGUUACGCCAUGGAUAGAUGACAGCCAGUCAUGGCUGCCCUCUAAACCUAGAUCGACACGGCUUUGUGGAUGAUGGCAUGUUGUCCUCCCCGGCCUACAGUUAAAAGUGCAGUCCUCGGCAUGUGCCAUCCCCAUCAAACGUGGGGGUGACUUUGCGGGGAUCAAUUGCGGGGGAUGGCCGCUACCCCAUGUUUUAGUGUGGAUUCGUUAGUCUCGAGCUUGAAGCUUAAAAGGCAUGCGGGUUGGCCGACCGGAAAGCGUGGGGGUGCCGGGUUGACGGCGGGUUAUUAUGUCGAAGAGCUGCCCUUGUUUCAUCCUACUCCGAACACUUCUAACCAACAAUCACAACAUCUUCCUGACAUGGAGCCUGACAAACCAGCCGCGAUCCACGAUGAGGGCACGGACGUGGCCAAGCCAACUACUAUUGAUGGUCUUCCGCAUACGCCAGUCCUAGUGACAGAGGAAGAUAGCAAGCGGAUCGCCCGCAAAACAGAUCGAACCAUUCUGGUGAUAUUGAUCUGGGUGUAUUUCCUACAGAUUCUCGACAAGUCAGUAUUGGGCUUUGGCGCAACCUAUGGCCUAGAGGAGGACACCCACCUCACCGGCAACCAAUACUCCCUGAUCGGUUCAAUCGCCCCAAUCGCACAGCUUGCAUGGCAGCCCUUCUCCUCCUGGCUUAUUGUGACCAUCCCGCCUCGCAUCCUGAUGCCCACAUUAGUGCUUGGAUGGGGCAUCGCGCAGACCUGCAUGGCAGCAUGCAGCAACUUCGGCGGGCUAAUGGCCACCCGCUUCUUUCUGGGCCUGUUCGAAGCCGGCUGCCUACCACUCUUCAGUCUCCUUACAAGCCAGUGGUAUCGUCGUGCUGAGCAACCCAUCCGAGUAGCCGCCUGGUACGGCACGAACGGCGUAGCGACCAUCAUAGCAGCGGUGCUAUCAUUCGGCCUAGGACACAUUAAAUCCGGGGUAAUGAAAGAGUGGCAAAUCAUCUUCCUCGUCGUCGGUCUCAUCACCAUCAUCUCCAGCCCAUUCGUCUACUGGAGGCUCGACAACGACAUCCCGUCAGCACGCUUUCUCACCGAAGAAGAAAAGCUCCAAGCGAUGGAACGUCUGCGAGCGAACCAAACGGGCGCUGGAUCACGCGAAUUCAAAAUCAGCCACGUCUACGAAGCAUUCCUUGAGCCCAAAACCUACCUCUGGGCCAGCAUGGCCCUCCUCCUCAACAUCGGCGCCUCUGUGUCAAACGUCUUCGGCCCCUUGAUCCUUCAAGGCCUCGGCUACGACACAUACACCACCACAUUGCUGAACAUGCCUUUCGGUGCCGUACAAGUCAUCGUCAUCCUGCUGGCCAGCUACCUGGCGCAGAAGGCCCGUCUGAAGGGCAUCAUCCUCGCGGCGCUAAUGCUCCCCGUCGUCGCGGGUCUGGCUAUCCUGUAUGCUGUUCCACGGAACAGCUCCACCAACGGCGCCCUCAUGGCCGGAUACUAUCUCAUUGCCUUCUUGUUCGGCGGGAACCCGCUAAUCGUCAGCUGGAUUGUCGCUAACACAGCCGGCACGACGAAGAAAUCAGCCAACAUGUCAUUAUACAAUGCUGCCGUGUCGGCAGGGAAUAUCAUCGGCCCUCUUUUAUUCAACGAGAAAGACGCGCCGGCAUACAGACCCGGAUUGCGGGCAUGCGUAGGGAUCUUCGUGGCGUUGAUCGCAGUGUUCCUGCUACAGUGGGCGGAUCUGUGGGUAUUGAACAAGAUGCAAGAGAAGCGGCGCGUAAGGAACGGCAAGCCCGCAAAGGUAGUGGAUGUAUCGAUGCAGAGCGACCGGAUGAUGGCGAUUGAGCAGACAUUGGAGGCAAACGGCGAGGAAGGACAUGUCGGGGCCAACGGGCUGUUGGAUCUGACGGACGGGAAGAAUGAGGAUUUCGUUUACGUCUACUAAAUUGAUCUUCCAUCGUGACCCUCUGAAUUCAAUUCUAAAUUACAUACAUACAUACAUUACCAUCCCAUCCCAUCUCAUACAAGAUUAAUAUUCUUAACAUCCCCGACACUCCUUAACCCACAAC